UGGUAAGAGUCAUUCAGUGGAGAUCGAGCAGCCGCGACGAUCACACAAUCACGCAGGAUCAGUAACUUUCCAACGAGGCGCAUGUUGCGGUACUGCUAAGUCAAGAUUUGAUAACGACAAUAAUUCGCAGCAGUAACCACGACCAUGGCUAAGACAUUCUUAUUCAUUUUGGCGAUCUUGAUCAGUGGCCAGGCGACUUUCGGGUACCCCCGUGGUGACACGACACAACAGCACAUGCAAAAAUCCUGGCAAUAUGAACCGUAUUGGGAAAUACGUCAAAAACUAUUGUUGGAUGAAAAACGAGAGUCCCUGGGCGGUGAUCUGAAACUUAAUCUCAUCGAAGCCAAGGCCAAUGAUGUUCUAAUGAAGGCAAAAAAUCGAGAAAUCUACGACGGUUUUAUAACCGGCAACACCUUUCUGCCGUCGUUUAACUUUAUGGAAGUGAUACCGAAGAUUGAGAAGUCUGAGGUGUUCAAAAUCUUGCGCGACAUGCCUAAAGGUGCUGUUCUUCACGCUCACGAAUCCGCCAUGGCCUCAUUCGACUAUCGAUUCAAUUUGACUUAUCGCAAGAACCUAUACGUGUGCGAUAAGAACGGUUCUGUGCAAUUCAAUUUUUUUAAGAAACCUAACAACGAUUGCCGCUGGCAAUUACUGAGUGAUGUACGGAAAGAUCCGGCUCGGGCCAAAGAUAUUAAUGAGAAGAUCAAGCAAUCCAUGACGAUGAUUACGAAAGAUCCAAGAAACUCUUACCGUACCGUCAACGAGGCAUGGGAGAAGUUCAAUGACAUCUUCGACUCCUUGGGCUACAUAUCACAUCGUCCGACCUAUGAGGAUCUCUUUUAUCGUAAUCUCCAGGAACUUUACGAGGACAACGUGAUGUACGCGGAAAUACGAACGACAUUAUCGACAUUGUACGAUAGUUUUGACAACAAGUCAUACGGAGCAUUGGAAAAAGCACAAAUCCAGAAAAACGUCGUUGAUAGGUUUAUGAAGGAUCAUCCCGAUUUCAUCGGCGUUAAAAUUAUAUACGCGCCGAAUCGUAGUGCCGACCAGAGUAAAUUCGACUUCUAUCUGAAAACAUUGGAGCAGUUAAAGCAACGCUUACCGGACUUUAUAGCUGGCUUCGACUUGGUCGGCCAGGAAGAUAAAGGGAAACCCCUCAUCAAAUUUGCCGACAAAUUGAAAAGCGUUGAUCCGAGCAUUCCAUUCUUCUUCCAUUCCGGCGAGACCAACUGGAAUGGGGAAUCUACCGAUUUGAAUCUCUUCGACGCUAUUUUGUUAAACACCAAACGCAUUGGUCACGGAUACGCGUUAACGAAGCACCCACUCCUAUGGAAGUUCGUGCAGCAGUUAAAUAUAGCGGUGGAGGUCUGUCCUAUCUCAAAUCAGGUUCUUGGUCUUGUUGAAGACAUGCGGAAUCACCCUGCGGCUAAUUUAUUCGCAAAGGGAUCACCAGUGGUAGUCUCCAGCGAUGAUCCCGGAUUUUGGGGUGCCAAGGGACUGUCCUACGACUUUUACGAAGCCUUUAUGGGUAUUAUGAGUGCCAAUUCUGAUCUCAGAAGUCUCAAGCAACUGGCAAUGAAUUCGCUGAUCUACAGUAGCAUGAAUGAUCAAGAGAAGAAGAAAGCGUUGAGCCAAUGGCAAGUGAAAUGGAACGCCUUCAUAUUUAAACAGGCAAAAUCAGCCUAAUGACAACGAAUCGAAACAGCAAAUGCGAAAAAUACGAUAUGAGCAAAAAUAAAAGAAUAUUUUCAACAAAACAACAGAUGCUAUAUAAUUCGACAAUACAUAUCAGAAUAUUUAGAGGCAAUAUUUGUAAUGGAAUACUAAAACUGCGUAUUAACGUUACGGAAUUGUUAUCUUAUAGGAUAUUCUUAUCUAAGAAAUUCGUAUUUAAGAAUUUUAUAUAUGAAUUGCUAUGUCAUCACAUUCCUUAACGAUGCAUCUUAAAAAUGCAUUGCGUGAAAAUGUUUAUAAUGUGCCUAAAUACCCUACCGAAAAAAAUCACGAAGUUACAUAACGAAAUCAUGAAAUUAAAAUAUGUAAAUCAGGUAACGAAUUGUUCCAAAUCACUACGUGAUCUUUUAAAAUCGCAUAAUUUGAAAAAU
This is a messenger RNA of Mycetomoellerius zeteki, 2108 nucleotides long. RefSeq names its product adenosine deaminase CECR1. Gene Ontology annotation, biological process: adenosine catabolic process; inosine biosynthetic process. The record is from RefSeq and is a predicted model, not a curated record. The coding region runs from base 145 to 1689 and encodes 514 amino acids. NCBI's taxonomy places the organism in Eukaryota, Metazoa, Arthropoda, Insecta, Hymenoptera, Formicidae. The transcript has 4 exons. Gene Ontology annotation, molecular function: adenosine deaminase activity.